Cornus florida is the source of this 741-nucleotide messenger RNA. Its product is annotated as acyl-CoA-binding domain-containing protein 5-like. The record is from RefSeq and is a predicted model, not a curated record. NCBI's taxonomy places the organism in Eukaryota, Viridiplantae, Streptophyta, Magnoliopsida, Cornales, Cornaceae. The coding region runs from base 1 to 741 and encodes 246 amino acids. The transcript is spliced from 8 exons. Gene Ontology annotation, molecular function: protein binding.
AUGGUUGGGCUUGGCUGGGUUAACUCACUGGCCCGCCCGCUCCAAGUAAGGAGUUGGGCCGAGGACUUUGGGCGAAGGCCCGGAGUUCUGGGCCCCUAUAGUUGGAGGGUACUGCGUGAGGCUGGUUUAACAGAGCAGCGUGCACCUCCCGCUCCUGUCGGUGGAAGGAUAACGGGCCGGUACCUAUCUGAUGUUCAGGUUUUUGAUCUUAGAAAUUUGGCAUGGUCUACUCUAAAACUGAACAUGGAACCAAAAGCUGAUAAAACUACUGAUGGUAGUUCCCUGGAAGUUCUUCCAGCCUCUUCAGGCCACAGAAUGAUUAAGUGGAAAAACAAACUUCUUCUUCUUGGUGGUCAUUCAAAGGAUAAUUUUGACAGCUUGAAAGUGCGAUUCAUUGAUUUGGAAUCAUACCACUGCGGUGUUAUGGAGACCUCUGGAAAAGUUCCGGUGGCUCGCGGUGGCCAGUCUGUAACACUGGUCGGCUCUAAAAUAAUAAUGUUUGGUGGAGAAGACAGUCAGAGGCGACUGCUGAAUGAUGUCCAUGUUCUUGAUCUGGAGACAAUGAUUUGGUGUGCGUUGGAGACGGUGCAGACACCUCCAGUUCCCAGAUUUGAUCACAUAGCUGCUGUGCAUGCAGAACGCUACCUUUUAAUUUUUGGCGGUUGUUCUCAUUCAAUCUUUUUCAAUGAUCUUCAUGUACUGGACUUGCAGACUAUGGACUGGACCCAAAUGCUUGUUUAA